AAAUAUUGCAAAGUAUGGCACGUGUCCAGAGCCUAACAACCGAAGACUACAGACAAAACUUAGAAAAUGGCUUCAUUCAAAUGGUUAACUAUGAGGAAGAAUUCAACUCGCAAGUUUCUCAGUUCGUACGAGACGUUGGACUCUAUAACGCUGACUUGGACUAUCACGUUGUGGCAGUAAUGGGGUGUCAGUCAAGUGGCAAGUCAACCCUUUUGAACUUACUUUUUGGAACCCAGUUUCGAACUAUGGACGCAAAUACAGGAAGGUACCAAGUGACUCAAGGAAUUUGGUUGAGUAAAGAUAAGGACUUUCCUAUAUUGGUUCUCGAUUUGGAAGGAACAGAUAGCAGAGAAAGAGGAGAAGAAGCAGCAAGUUUUGAAAGAAAAUCAACUUUGUUUGCUUUGGCUGUUGCUGACGUGCUUAUUGUCAACAUGUGGGCACAAGACGUUGGUCGUUAUGUGGCUGCCAACCUUGCACUUUUGAGAACAGUGUUGGAGUUGAACUUGCAGCUUUUUCAAAAUGACAGAGAGCAUCGCAAGACCAAAUUGUUAUUUGUAUUGAGAGACCACGUGGAGACUUCUUUGGACUUGUUAGCCAAGACUAUUCGAACGGAUCUUGAGGAGACCUGGAAAAACUUGCAAAAGCCUUCUCAGUUUGAAAACUCUACGGUAGAAAAUUUUUUUGAGCUGAAGUUUGUUUCGUUACCUCAUAUGGUCUUGAAAACUGAGGAGUUCAAAGCCGCUGUGACGAACUUGAGAAAUCAGUUUCAUAUAAAGGGAAACUCUCCGGACUCUAUGUUUCCAGAAAGUUAUAGAAGAUUGGUUGCCGCGGAUGGUUUUACGACUUAUGCCAAUAAUAUAUGGGAAACUAUUCGCUCCAACAAAGAAGUUGACAUUCCGUCACAGAGGGAAAUGUUGGCAACCGUUCGUUGUGAAGAAAUUGCCGAAGAAGUUUAUUUGAAUAUUCAUCAUAAGUUUCAAAAUUGGAAUGAGACUUUCGAUAUGUUAAAACGAAACUCUAAAGGAAACUUUGAGGACUUGUAUGAAAAGCUGAUCGAUGACCUUGGAGAUCAAAUUUGGCAAAUUAUGAUGGAAGCCAUAGAAGCGUACAACAAUGGCACAAAGCGAUAUAUCUCUAGUGUUUCAGAAGCCAAAAAAGUCAAAUUGCAAGAACGUAUAGAAGCAGAAGGAAAGGAAUUGUUUCUCCGACAGCUUUCGUUGGUUGAAGAGCACGGUUUGCUGUUUCUAGAGAAAGAAUUGGAACAUUUAGCUUCUAGAACUAAACCUUGGAUAGAUUUCCAAACUCAAGUUUGCCAUUUAUUAGAAAAGUUUUGGAAAACUUUUAGAAAUAUUGCCAGCUGUUCUUUAGGAGAGGCCAAACUCCUUUUUAAGGAAGUGAUACAAAGCAAAGAAGAAGAGUUUGAGCAACGAGAGCAGAAAAUGGUGGAAAGAUUCCGUCGUAGUGUAGUAGAUAAGACGAUUCAAGUAUGUGUAGAGAAGACAGGUUCACAGUUUCGAAAUUUGUUUAUAACAACUUUGGAGAAUAAUCCACAGGAUAUUUGGUUAUCAUUGAAUAGACCUCUUAGUUCUAUAAUUUCAGAGUCAUUGAAGGAACUUGCGAUAUGCCUAAAUGAAAUUUGUUUGGAUGAAGAUCGUAGAAUGUCGAUUUUAAAAAAUGUUCUGACAAGGUUCGAAGAGGAAAUUGAGCUGAGAGUAAAAGAUUUGUUGUCCUCCAACUCAGUCACAAUGUCAUACCUUUACCGUAAGUUUGACAACUGCUUUCGUAAGGACAGUAGAGGCGUUCCGCGUGUCUGGAAGCCCGGAGAUGACUUGGACUCCUUAUAUUUGGAUGCCAAACGGGAGACCCAAUCAUUAUUGAUUACUUUAUCAGAAGCGAAGUUAACUAUUUCACUUGAGAAUUUACGGAAUGAAGUUGCUAUUGAAAAUCUUUCAGACUUGAUGCAUGACUCUGAAAUUGUUUUUGAAAUUUUUUCCGUGGAAAGGAGAAAUACAUUGGAAGAAAAGUUGGAAGACUAUGCAAAACUUGCGUAUACAGAAGCCAAACGUUCACAAGAGACGAUUCAUACUCGUUCCCAGAUUCCAAGUUGGCUAUAUAUUGCUCUCUUUGUACUGGGUUUCAAUGAAAUGAAGAUGGUGUUACGAAAUCCUUUGUUAUUAUUAUCCGUUUUGCUUAUUCUUCCUGUGCUUUAUGUUCUUGUGCAAGCGAAUUUACAUAGCAUGUUGUUUUCAAUGGUGCUUUCCAAGAUGGAGCAAUAUUUACCCGUACUUCAAGGAAGGAUGCAUUCAGUUACGUCCACGGAAACCAUAUCUAGUGGAGUAAACUUGCAGUCUUCUUUUGAUUCACCUAUUCCUAAUCGAGUUACUGGGAACGGAACAGCGAAAACAACUGGUAUCCGACUAAGAAAGCCUAACCAUUUUUCCCAGGAAACAGUUAGCAGACGAAGAAGAAACAGUGCUGGAAGUGAAUAAACUUCUUUCAUUACCUAAUAAAACGAACCGGGGUUCA
Galdieria sulphuraria is the source of this 2526-nucleotide messenger RNA. Its product is annotated as GTP-binding protein. The transcript has a single exon. Gene Ontology annotation, cellular component: endoplasmic reticulum. The record is from RefSeq and is a predicted model, not a curated record. Bases 15 to 2489 code for a protein of 824 amino acids. Gene Ontology annotation, molecular function: GTP binding; GTPase activity. Lineage: Eukaryota; Rhodophyta; Bangiophyceae; Galdieriales; Galdieriaceae. Gene Ontology annotation, biological process: endoplasmic reticulum membrane fusion.